Messenger RNA from Volvox carteri f. nagariensis, 1818 nucleotides. RefSeq lists its product as uncharacterized. The transcript has 7 exons. The record is from RefSeq and is a predicted model, not a curated record. The coding region runs from base 41 to 1624 and encodes 527 amino acids. Lineage: Eukaryota; Viridiplantae; Chlorophyta; Chlorophyceae; Chlamydomonadales; Volvocaceae.
UAGAAAGUAAAUCGAUAACCUAGCUGAGCAAAAGAAGGAAAUGUCUAGUGACCUUGAGGAGGAUGUUGGCGGAGAGGAAGAGGAAGUAAUUGCGCCUCCAGAUGAUACUUAUGCAGAUGACGAUUUUGACGGGGCCGCGGGGGACGCAGCGGCUGACGACGAGCCAACACAGGCAGAGGCAAGCUAUGCAGCUGACGACGAAUAUAAAGAGGAACCGGAACCAGAGCCAGAGCCCUCCAGGAAAGCUGUGACUGACCUCGACGAAGAGCCUUCCUAUCAAGACGAUUUUGAACAAUCUGCAGCUCCUGGUGUUUCGAAGAUGCCUGAUGAAGACGAGGACCCCGAUGCCACGUCCGCAACGAUCGACGAGCCAGUGGACGAUGGUGUUGCCGCUGAAGCCGGAACUGCUAAACUGCAGAAGUCCGCAAGCGGAGCCUCAAGGACGUCUUCAACUGCUGGGUCCCGCACAGGCAGCACUUCAGCUGCCGCAGCCGUUCCGAAAACUUCGUCAGUUACCAAACCGACCGCCGCGGCACCAGCGCCUAAGCCCGCUGCUGCCCCAAAACCAGGUGCUACCGGAGCCGCAGUUCCUAAGGCAGCAGCACCUAAGCCAACAGCUGCCGCAGCGGCUAAGCCGAUGCCAGUUUCACUUAAGCCAGCUGUAUCGAAACCGACCGCUGCGCCAGCGCCGGCGCCUAAGCCCGCUGUCCCUCGAGCGGCACCAGUAGCCGCAAAACCAGUGGCGCAAAAGCCUCCGGCGCCCACCGGUGUCGGCGCAGGCGGCCAGAAGGUCAAACUGACCUUCACAGGUCCGCCCAAUACGCAGCGCGCGGCACCCACAGUCAAGCCCGACUAUUCACACUCCAAAUACGAGGUCAAGAAGAUCAAUUCAGAUAACAUCAAGCUCUGUAAUCGACUUGUGGAGAUUUCCCGCGCGCCGCCUAAUCCUGCCUACAACAAUGCGCUGUCGGUGGGAAGCGCGGUGGUGACUGGCAAGCUGGCGCCGGCCAACGUGGCCGCGGCGACGGUGAACCGGCACCGGAAGGAGGACAAGAUUGCUCAGGAGAAUUUGGCGCUGUACAAGCGGCUGCAGGCCGUGAAGCCCUCCCCAACGAUCAACCGUGAGGUCCUUAACAAGGAUUAUGCCAAGACAGUAGCCUACGGCGAGAACGCCCGCAAGGUUAAGGCCCCGCCUCCGCAGCAGACCGCUACCAAUGGCGGUACAUCUACCGCCAAGCUCGCCGCCUCCUCUGGCUCGGCUCGCCAGCCUGUCCCUGGCAGCGCUGAGCAUGUCUACAGCCGGCCCAGCGCGACGGGCAGUGACGGAGGCUCCCUGGUUGCGCCGGAUCACGACGGCAGCGGGACCGCCGCGGCGGACCUGUCGACAGUGAUGGAGGGGCCGGAGGGCGAGACCUCGGACGUAGCAUACGCCGCCGCCGCGGCGGCGGCACCGCCGUCAGCCGCCGGCGACCUUGAGCCUGAGUACAGCAUGGACCCUGAGUUUGACCAGGCGCCUACUCCUCAGUUUGAAUGGGACGGGGGAGUGUACUGGGUGCCGAUAAGCCUAGUGCCGUACAACCUUCCCUGCGAAAUACUGCGGGGUGACUGGCUGCACCGGGGCUGAGCCCGCUUCGGCAUCGAAGGAGCUGACUACCCUAGCUUGAUCGACCUGGCGUAGAUUGCUUCAAUUUGAUUCGGCACUGCAACGAGGGGAAUAUGCAGUGCGCCGCAGCACAGGCGCGUCGAUGCAUCAGCACGGAUAUACCGCAGAACAUACACUCCAUAUGUUUGCAUGUCACUUCAAGUUUUUUUCCCUUU